AUGGCCGCUGCAAGUUUUCUUCCUUCCUGUUUUCUCAUUUUUAUCCUCAUUUUUUGUCUGUAUACCCCGUGUUUGUCCAAUGACGGUGUGCCUCUUUAUGAAUUCAAAGAGGCAUUAGAUGAAUCUGCAUCCCUGGAUUCAACCUGGAUAAAAGGCACUGAUCCAUGCCAUAAGGAAACGAAAUGGAAAGGUGUAGAAUGUAAUGCGGAAAAUGUCAUAAACUUGUAUCUUAUGAACAAUGGUCUAGCGGGAGAUAUUGCUAUUGAUUCUUUGGCAAAUCUUAAGGGACUUAGAGUUGUCAGUUUGGAAAACAAUAGCUUUUCAGGUCCAUUGCCUGAAUUCAAUCGCCUUACUAAGUUGAAGUCCCUCUUUCUAGCACAGAAUGAAUUUUCCGGGGAAAUACCUUCAGAUUUCUUUUCAAAAAUGGGAUCUCUGAAGAAGAUUGAGCUUGCAAGAAACAAUUUUUCAGGGAGGAUUCCUGAUUCUUUGGUAAAAUUGGAGAAUCUAAUGGUUCUCUUUCUGGAACAAAACGAAUUCUCAGGGCCUAUUCCUUCAUUAGCACAAAAAUCAUUGGAGAAAAUCGACCUGUCCAACAAUAAGCUGCAAGGAGAAAUCCCUCCAGCCAUGUCAAGAUUUGGUGCCAAGCCUUUCGAUGGAAAUCCCGACCUUUGUGGCACGGUUCUGUCCAAAGAAUGCAAGGCUGAUGAAGAGAGUGAAAAUGAAGCACCCGCAGAGGACAAUAUCAAUGAAACCAAGGAGUCAGGGUCAGGGCCAGGGCCAGGGCCAGGGUCAGGGUCAGGUGCAAAGUGGGUGGUUCUAUCGGUAGUAGUUGCCCUCCUGGUGGUGACAAUAGCAUUCAAGGGUAAGCGAAAGGAAGAUGAUUUCCAGAUGCUUGGUAAGGAUAAUUUGGACGAGACAGUGCAAGUACACAUACCAAGUAGUAUGAAGAAGAGGAACUUGAGCAGCAGGAAAGGAAUCGACUCAAUGAAUUCGUCAAGAAAAGGCUCGCAAAAAGGUGGAAAAAAAGGUGAUCUCAUUGUAAUUAACGAAGAAAAAGGUGUAUUUGGGCUGCCUGAUUUGAUGAAGGCUGCAGCUGAGGUUCUAGGAAGUGGCGGUUUGGGAUCAGCUUACAAAGCUGUGAUGGCUAAUGGGGUUUCUGUUGUGGUAAAGAGAUUAAGAGAUGUGAAUAAAGUCAGCAGGGAAACAUUUGACACGGAGGUUAGAAAGCUCGGGACAAUGAGGCACCAGAAUAUUUUAACACCAUUGGCAUACCACUACCGGAAGGAAGAGAAGCUGUUGGUGUCUGAGUUUGUUGCCAAAGGCAGCUUAUUGUAUCUAUUACACGGUGAUCGUGGGAUUUCUCAUGCGGAGCUGAAUUGGUCUACUCGUCUGAAAAUCAUUCAAGGAGUUGCUCAAGGAAUGGGAUACCUCCACAAUGAGUUUGCACAAUAUGAACUGCCACAUGGGAAUCUCAAGUCUAGCAAUAUUCUAAUUUCUUCAAAUUACGAUCCACUUCUCAAUGAUUAUGCAUUUUAUCCAUUGAUCAAUAACACUCAAUCUGUGCAACAGCUGUUUGCUUAUAAAACUCCGGAAGCCGUAUUGUAUCAACAAGUUUCUCCAAAGAGCGAUGUCUUUUGUCUUGGAAUAGUCAUUCUUGAAAUAGUUACCGGGAAAUUUCCUUCUCAGUACCUGAACAAUCAAAAGGGCGGUACUGAUGUUGUACAAUGGAUUAAAACAGCAAUUUCUGAGAACAAAGUUUCAGAAUUGAUUGAUCCAGAGAUAGCAAACGUGUCAAAUUCACUUGAACAAAUGGAAAAGCUCUUAUAUAUUGGAGCUGAUUGUACAGAAAGUGAUCAAGAGAAGAGGAUUGUGAUGAGGGAGGCUAUAAAGAGAAUCGAGGAGAUAAAAGUUUGA
Molecule: messenger RNA, 1914 nt
Organism: Fraxinus pennsylvanica
Lineage: Eukaryota; Viridiplantae; Streptophyta; Magnoliopsida; Lamiales; Oleaceae
Source: the annotation of a GenBank genome assembly